Amphibalanus amphitrite is the source of this 3174-nucleotide messenger RNA. Its product is annotated as transcriptional enhancer factor TEF-1-like. Gene Ontology annotation, cellular component: transcription regulator complex. Gene Ontology annotation, biological process: regulation of transcription by RNA polymerase II; hippo signaling; embryonic organ development. Gene Ontology annotation, molecular function: DNA-binding transcription factor activity, RNA polymerase II-specific; RNA polymerase II cis-regulatory region sequence-specific DNA binding. Lineage: Eukaryota; Metazoa; Arthropoda; Thecostraca; Balanomorpha; Balanidae. The coding region runs from base 780 to 2090 and encodes 436 amino acids. The record is from RefSeq and is a predicted model, not a curated record. The transcript is spliced from 10 exons.
AGUGGCGGCCGCAUAGCCGAGCCGGCCGCACCGCGCGCGUAAAAACCGACCGACGGCCAUCGCCCAACGACCAGCCGGUAAUUGGGGAAAAAUAAUUGUUUUCAGUCGUCGGUCGGCGGCGGUGGCGGACUGACGCGCUGAGUCGGAACCAGGGACGGACGGAGGACAGCGGACAGACGGGUGGACGGACGGAGGGCAGCGGACAGACGGGUGGACGGACCGAGGACAGCGGACAGACGGGUGGACGGACGGAGGACAGCGGACAGACGGGUGGACGGACGGAGGACAGCGGACAGACGGGUGGACGGACCGAGGACAGCGGACAGACGGGUGGACGGACGGAGGACGGGCCGUCGGCGGUGGACGCGUCAACACGGUCCCGGCCGGGUACGGACAGAAGUCGGCCGAGUGAACAGUGGACAGUGGCCGCGCUCCGGGUGAUAUCUGCCUUCGUGUCAGUGGCUUGGAGGGACUGAGCCGAUUUUCACUCAGCACUGAGCCGGCCAGAACCUCUGGACUGGGACGGUCCCGGCAUCUCGCGGUGUCGCGGUCGGUUCCCCGCCAGCCCUGCGGCACGGAGGUCCAGUUCGGUGCCGUUUCUGAAUUUCGCCAAGAUAUCGUCGCCGUGGAACCCGACGGGGCCGGGCGGCCAGCCGCCGGCGCCCCCUGCCGGUACCGCCACCCCCACGGUGGCCGGUCACCCGCCGGUGCCGGCGGCCGGCGCCCCUGGCCUGACCGACACGCCGCCGGCCGCCCUCCUCAAAGACGAGCACCUCAAGAUGACCGGCGACACGGGCAGCGUCACCUCCAACGAGGAUGACUACAUGGACGACAAGAACUCGGACCCGAACGACGCCGAAGGCGUAUGGAGUCCAGACAUCGAGCAGUCGUUCCACGAGGCGCUGUCCAUCUACCCUCCGUGCGGCCGGCGGAAGAUCAUCCUCAGCGACGAGGGCAAGAUGUACGGUCGGAACGAACUGAUCGCCCGCUACAUCAAGCUGCGCACGGGCAAAUGUCGGACGCGCAAGCAGGUCAGCUCGCACAUCCAGGUGCUGGCCAGGAGGAAGCUCAGGGAGAUCCAGACCAAGAUCAAGAACUCGGGGCCGCUGGGUGCGCUCCAGGACCACCACGCCAAGGAGAAGGCGCUCCACUCGGUGUCGGCCAUGACGUCGGCGCAGAUCGUCUCGGCGUCCAGCAUGCCGCACAAGGCGUCGGGCGGCGCCGGCGGCGGCGGGUUCGGCCUGACGGCGGGCGGCUACCCGGGCCCGGCGGGCCUCUGGCAGACCGGACUCCAGGGCAUGGCGCAGGACGUGAAGCCGUUCGCGCAGUCGCCGUACGGCGUGGCCGGCCGGCCGCCGUCCAGCGCUGCCGACAUGUCCCUGCUGGGCCAGCCGCAGCCGCCGGCGCCCGCCUGGGAGGGGCGCAGCAUCGCCACGCAGAAACUGCGCCUCGUCGAGUACUCGGCCUUCAUGGAGGCGGCGCCACAGACCCGCGAGCAUGACGCCGUGGCAGACAUGUACAACAAACACCUGUUUGUGCACAUCGGCGGCCCGGUCUCGUACGAGCCGCUGGAGGCCAUCGGCAUCACACAGAUCUACGACAAGUUCCCCGACAAAAAAGGAGGCCUGCGCGAGCUAUACGACAAAGGGCCAGCCAACGCCUUCUUCCUGGUCAAGUUCUGGGCCGACCUCAACACCAGCAUACAGGACGCGAGCGGCGCGUUCUACGGCGUCACCAGCCAGUACGAGUCGCCGGAGAACAUGACCAUCACGUGCUCCACCAAGGUGUGCAGCUUCGGCAAACAGGUGGUGGAAAAGGUGGAGACCGAGUACGCCAGGUUUGAGAAUGGCCGGUUCUUCUACCGGAUUAACCGGUCUCCGAUGUGCGAGUACAUGGUCAACUUCAUCCACAAGCUGAAGCACCUGCCGGAGAAGUACAUGAUGAACAGUGUGCUGGAGAACUUCACAAUACUCCAGGUGGUGACCAACCGGGACACACAGGAGACGCUGCUGUGCAUCGCCUUCGUGUUUGAGGUGUCGACUUCGGAGCAUGGCGCGCAGCACCACAUCUACCGGCUCGUCAAGGACUGACGCCGGCCCUGAUCUCGUGAGGCGGCCCCGUGGCCGAGGCUGCCGGCCAGCCCGCCAGCCGCGCGGCGCCGGAGUGCCGUGAUGCUUAUGAGCCGUUGUUAUUUGUGAGUGGUUGCAUUAGUGUGUCCUAGUGAGAGCGUUAUUUACCGUCGGCGCGCCGCGCGUCCGCCCGCGGGGUGUCUGUGAGUGGCCGCGUCGGCGGUCGCUGGCACCUUUGUGCGCCAUUCGGUGGUUCUAUGUGUCCCGGCGAAGGCCACCCAGUGGUUCUAUGUGUUCCGGCGAGGGCCACCUGUCGCUGGCCGCUGUACAUACGACUCCCAGUGCCUUGAACCGAUGUUCAAAUAUUUUGUCGGAGGGCGCCGUCCGCCGCUCUGCAUCAGCAGCGCCGCACCGCCGGAGACCAUGUGCGUCUUUCAGCGCGUGCUGCCCGGAGGACAGACCAGACACACACGUCACGUGCCAACGCAGCCCGGGAGUGAGCGUGCGCCACGCGGCCGCCGACGGCCCGCCUCCCCCUCAUUGCCCCUCUCACACCCAUCCACAAUAUUCGAGAGGAACACUGGUGUGCCUUCACGGAGCUCCCGACUAUUUUCCUGUCUGCCGGCCGCGGCUGGUUCGGUCGUGCCGUGCUGAGCCGGCUGGCCGCGCCGCUGCACCCCUGCACUCGCUGUCCCCGUCGGACCCAUCCCGCCGUUGAUACUCGCCGUUGCGCUGACGUGUGCGGUCUUGCUGUGCAGCCGUAGGUUGCCGAUCCGGUGUUUUGGUACUGCCAACGGCCGGCCCCCGCUAUAGUGCUGCCAUCUGGACAACUGUUGCGAACACCCGCGGUGGACACUAACCCUUCGGACGUGAUGUGGUUGUCGCUUGAUCUCAAUUCCACUGCGCCCGGUGGAAGCACGAGUUUGUCUGGGCGGCUGCCGCGGCCGCGGGCUGUGGGGGCUGCCCGGCGGCGUUCUGUUACCGCGCUGCCGUCCCUCUUAUGUGAUGAGACAGAAAAGCCGACGUGUUCGCCUCGUCUGCGGUAGCUAUGCGCCGUGUCUUGUUUUGUACGCUAUUCCUUCGGCAGUAAACACACCGAGAGUGA